This is a messenger RNA of Synchiropus splendidus (mandarinfish), 2702 nucleotides long. It is a transcript of the gene plaa, whose product is annotated as phospholipase A2-activating protein. Gene Ontology annotation, cellular component: cytoplasm; nucleus. The record is from RefSeq and is a predicted model, not a curated record. NCBI's taxonomy places the organism in Eukaryota, Metazoa, Chordata, Actinopteri, Syngnathiformes, Callionymidae. Bases 248 to 2638 code for a protein of 796 amino acids. The transcript is spliced from 13 exons. Gene Ontology annotation, molecular function: ubiquitin binding. Gene Ontology annotation, biological process: proteasome-mediated ubiquitin-dependent protein catabolic process; ubiquitin recycling.
UUGAAGCUUUUGGUCCCUUUCAUUUUCUCACCUUGCACUUCUCCAGACACCGGUCGAGGAAACGAUCUUCUCUAAAGACAUUUUCAUAUCCGAACGCCACUGGAGUAUAGUGCCUGAACCCUGAGGAACCAGGGCUGGCUGAGCAGCAGCCCACGUGACUAAAGCACACUUCCGCUAGUCGUAGCCGGUGUUUGUUGACAGCUUAGCAUCUUAGCACCAGACGGGACCCGGCGUUCUCCUGGCGAACAUGGCUUCAUCCAACACUUACAAACUGCGCUGCUCGAUCGCGGGCCACGAGAUGGACGUCCGGGGCCUUGCCGCCGCGGUGUUCCCGGACGGAGCGCUGGUUUCUGUUUCGAGAGACCGAACCGGGAGGAUAUGGGUGCCCAACUCCAGUUCUGACCAGAGUUUCACAGAGAUGCACUGCAUGUCAGGACACUCCAACUUCGUAUCCUGUGUUUGCGUCAUUGCCCCAAAUGAAACGUACGCACGAGGACUCAUUGCCACCGGCGGCAACGACAACAACAUCUGUGUUUUCACCAUGGACCGGCCCCAGCCGCUGUACACGCUCAAAGGACACAAGAACACCGUUUGCACGUUGGCGGCUGGAAAGUUUGGUACGCUUCUGAGUGGCUCCUGGGACACUACAGCCAAAGUCUGGCUCAAUGAGAAGUGCAUGAUGACGCUGCAGGGUCACUCAGCUGCUGUGUGGGCGGUGGCCAUCUUACCUGAACAAGGCCUCAUGUUGUCUGGCUCGGCUGAUAAAACCAUCAGGCUGUGGAAGGCAGGCCGAUGUGAGAGAACGUUCACAGGUCACGAAGACUGUGUUCGAGCUCUGGCUGUGAUCAGCAGCUCCGAGUUCUUCUCCUGUAGUAACGACACCAGUAUCAGACGGUGGACAGUCACAGGAGAGUGUGUGCAGGUGUACCAUAGUCACACCAACUACAUCUAUAGCAUGGAUGUUUUCCCCAACUGCAAAGACUUUGUGAGCACCGGUGAAGACCGAACUCUCAGAAUCUGGAAAGGCGGCGAGUGCAGCCAGACCAUCCGUCUCCCAGCUCAGUCUGUCUGGUGCUGCUGUAUUCUCCCUAAUGGAGACAUUGCUGUGGGAGCCAGUGACGGCAUCAUCAGGAUUUUCACCGAAGCAGAGGAUCGCAUGGCCCCGCCGGAGGAGCUCAAGGCCUUUGAGGAUGAGCUUUCCAAGUCUACCAUUGAUCCCAAGACUGGCGACCUCGGCGACAUCAAGAUGGAAGACCUUCCUGGACGUGAGCACUUGGAUGAGCCGGGCAACCGAGAUGGACAGACGCGGCUGAUCAAGGACGGGCAGAAGGUGGAGGCCUACCAGUGGAGCGUCAGCGACGGCAGGUGGCAGAAGAUCGGUGACGUGGUCGGCGGCUCCAACCAGCAGACGUCCAAGAGUGUGGUGUAUGAAGGGAAGGAGUACGACUACGUGUUUACGAUCGACGUGAACGAGGGCGGCCCAUCCAUGAAGCUGCCUUACAACGUAUCCGAGGACCCCUGGCUUACAGCGCACAACUUCCUGCAGAAGAAUGAUCUGAGCCCCAUGUUCCUGGACCAGGUGGCCAACUUUAUCAUUGAGAACACUAAAGGACAUGUGGUGGGACCGGCCCAGCCCACAGGGGCAGACCCAUUCACUGGUGGCGCUAGGUACAUCCCUGGUGCAAAUGACAGCCGUUCUGGCUUUGGUGCGGAUCCGUUUACAGGUGCUGGCCGCUACAUCCCCGGGUCCGGUGAGAGCCCUCGAGUCCCUGUGGGAGUGGCCGACCCCUUCACAGGCAGAGGUGCGUACUCCUCUGCAGCCCUGCGGCAGUCAACCAACAUCUACUUCCCAAAAACUGAUGGAGUUGCCUUUGAGCAAGCAAAUACCACACAAAUCUUUGCCAAGCUAAAGGAACUGAACUCUGAAGCACCCAAAGACCAACGGCUGACCUCAGAAGUUCUAGAGGACUUGGAGCAGCUGCUGUUGUGUGUUUCUGGGUCGGAGUCUGAAGCAGGUCCCAGUGUGAGGCAGAUCAGUGAGCUCUGGACAGCCACUCACUGGCCAGAAGACAUCGUGUUCCCAGUCCUGGACAUCCUUAGACUGGCGGUGCGCCACCCACGGGUCAACCAGACUCUCUGUGGAGAUGCAGAGGGCGUCCCGCUGUGCAACCAUCUGCUGAGCCUGAUGAAGCCCGAGGGCCGAGCAGCCAAUCAGAUGUUGGCCUUGCGGACACUGUGUAACUGCUUCCUGGGGCAGAGUGGCCGGGCCCUGCUGCUGGCACAGCGGGAGACGGUGCUGUCGCACGCUGCUGACCUGGUUACCGUGUGCAACAAGAACAUCCACAUUGCCUUGGCGACGCUGGUGCUGAAUUACGCCGGCUGCCUCCACGGCCAGUCAGACCUAGAGGCCAAAGCUCAAUGUCUGUCAGUGGCCAGCAGGGCGCUGGAGACGGUGCAGGACCGGGAGGCCAUCUUCAGACUGUUGGUGGCACUGGGAACUACGGUGGUGUCGGACGAGACGGCCCAGGAUCUUGCCCGCUCCCUGGGAGUCCAGUCUCAAAUCUCCAAGUACUCAUCUGUGUCAGAUCCAGCCAAGGUUGGCGAGUGUUGUCGGCUGGUUCUAAAGGAACUACAGUGAUAAGCUUGUUUUGAAUCUUUGGCAUUAUGAUAAAAUAAAAUCUGAAUAAACAGUUUUUAUUUAA